GGCGGGAGGACACAGCUUGUACAAGUAGGUAUGAGUAAUACUAGAAAAUGGAGCCCCCAGGCUGGGGCAAGCGCCCCCCCCCCAGUCAUGGAGCUGACACACCACAGGAGCCAGCUGUGGUGCCUGCAGAGCCGUGCGCUGCAGCCCAAGGGAUGAGGCCUUGGCUGCUCGCACCGCCCCACGGAUGCUGUCCAGCAGCGCAGGCGGCUGCGUGGGCCCUUGGGUCAGACAGGGAGUGACAUGGCCUCUGCCCUGGAACCCCGCAGGGCCCAGGUGCCAACCACAAGCCAGCAGGCAUUGGGAGCUGCACCCCAGACACAUGCGUGCCCCCCCCCGUACACACAAUACCGCCCAUACACACCUGCACAACACACAAUAGCUCCCUCCCCGCACACACGCUCUAUCACAUGCAGCCCCACCAUGUACACACCAGCCAUGAACAAAUACUGGUGCACACAGGUAUGGAACUCCCCCAGCUGAGGCUGGGGCGCUGCACACACAGGCAGCCCCAUGCGCUGUGCACACAGACAGACAUGCACAAUCGCCUACACCCAGCUGCACACACGGCCGCACACCCUCUGGUCCAGACAGGCCGAUGCUCACUGACCCCGUGGUCCCUGCACACACCUGCAUGGUCCGGUCCGGCCCUGCCCACCCUGGGCUCUGGGCCUCGUCCCUCACUGUGGCCAGUGGGCAGCCAGGCGCAGCCCCAGGAGCUCUGAGCCCAGCAGCAAGCGGCUGAUUAUUUUUUUAUAGCUAAUCUUUCAAAUUGCAAUUUGUCUGGGACGAGCCAAUCCAGGGCCUGCCCUGUCACCCAGCCAAUGGGAGCUUAGCCCCAGCAGCUCAGCCAAUCGGGCCCCAGUAUUCUAAUAGCCCACACCUUUAUCAGAGAAAUGUUGCUUCUCCUGAAGUUAAACUUCUGUGGCAGGGACCUGGGUGCAGGUGCUCUGGGGUCAGCCUGGCCAGCCGGCCCCGGCAUCUCAUGGGCUUGGGCCUCAGCCUUGGACAGCACCUGGCAAGGUGCUCCCAGACCAGCCUGCCCCCCAGGAGCCCGCCUGGGUCACGUGGCUACCGUGGUGCCUGCUGCCUGGGCAGUGCCAGCAGCUGACGCCCAGGCCGGGCUGUAGGGAAACAGCAGGAUUGUGGCCAGCUGGCACGGCCCCCCACUGAGCCAGGCUGCCUGGGAUGGCUUUGCUAGCACGUGGUACGCAGCUGGGGCGCUAGGGGCCGGCUUGGUGCAUUCGCUGGCCUCUGCCAGGGCGAAGCAGCGCCAUGGACUCCAACCUGCAGGGGACUUUCCUGCUCAACAGCCCCUCGCUGGCCCCCUUCCCGGAGGCGAAGGCCCCCAUGUGCCAGUAUGCGGUGCAGAACUCCUUCUACAAGCUCAGCCCGCCAGGACUCAGCGCCCAGCUGGCAGCUGGCACGCCGCACGGCAUCACCGAUAUCCUGAGCCGGCCAAACAGCAGCCUGCUCUCAGCCUACCCCCACGCAGGCGGCUUCAACGGCCUGGGCUCCCAGCCCGUCUACUACGGAUCCCAGGUGGGGCCCUUCGCCAAGGCAGGGAGUGACUACCCAUCCCGGGGCAGGGACUGCUGGGCAGACCCCGGUCAGGACUGGCGAGGAGGCCGACCGUGCGGCAGCACCCCGACUCACCUGGCCGACAGCAUCCACAAGAAGAAGCACACGCGCCCCACCUUCACCGGCCACCAGAUCUUUGCGCUGGAGAAAACCUUUGAGCAGACCAAGUACCUGGCAGGGCCUGAGCGGGCGCGUCUGGCCUAUUCCCUCGGCAUGACCGAGUCGCAGGUGAAGGUGUGGUUCCAGAACCGACGGACCAAGUGGCGGAAGAAGAGCACGCUGGAGCCCUCGUCCUCCUCGCAGCGGGCGGUGGGCGAGCGGGCCGCCUCUGAGACCGAUGACGACGAGUACAACAAGCCCCUGGACCCCGACUCGGACGACGAGAAGAUCCGUCUGCUGCUGAGGAAGCACCGGGCUGCCUUCUCGGUGCUCAGCCUGGGAACCCACAGCGGCUGAGCCCCCAGCCCCCUGCAGCGCCUGGCACUGGCCCCGUGCCCGAGACGCCUGUGCACCAGUCUGCACGCCGGCUGCUCGGAGCCAGAGACACGCAGAGCAGCGCCCGAGCUGGCAGGGGCUGCUCUGAGCAAGAGGGGUCGAGCCGUGAGGUACAGGGUCCUGGAGCCUGCCUCCUCCCCGGCUGAGUCGUGAGGGGACAGGAGCAGCCCUGACCCCACAGGAGCUGCCAGCGCAGCCUUGGGCCAUAGAGCCAGGCUGCAAAUGGGAAAGGGGGGGCUCUGCCUCUGUCCCUGCCCCACGCUGGGAGGGGGCUGCCCCCAACCUGGGCAGGAGGGAGCCGGGCUCCAGCAUGUCCCGGGUUGUUGGUGUUACAGACCUUGCCGGGCCAUGAGCAGUGAUGAAAUAAAGGUGCCAGCCCCCUCUGCAUCUGAGCAGUUAUUUGACUAUGGCGCGUCCGUGGGUGCAGCUGGCUGGGGCAGUAGCAGAGUGUCGACGGCUGGGCUGCCUGGUGGGGGGAGGGGUUAAGCUGUAACCCAUUGAACCCCCCACUGAGCAAAGGGUCCCUGCGGGGGCUGCACCGAGAGGCGGCUGGCCUGGGCCUUGGCUCAGAACGCAUCCGGGGGGCGGCGCUGGGGACACUCAAUGGGGAGCAGCCAAAAAGACGCUGGCACGCAGUCCCGACAGCACUGCUGUGGGGAAGGGUGCAGUCCUGGAGCCGCCAGCACUAGAUUCUUGCGGGUACAUUAUUUAUUAAUUAAUUAAUUUGAAGUUUGACCUGGGGCGUUGCCCCAUCUUUCCUCAUUAGCCCAGCCCUGCUCUCUGCCCCAUGGACUCAGCAGGCCCUGCGUGCUGUCACCCUGCUCCCGCCUGAGUCAGUGCCGGUCACUGGGCCGGGCGAACCCGACCCGCGCGGCUCCAUGCAGGGCGGGUACUGCGGCAGGUGGGGUCUGAGGCCGGGCCAGCGGCGGUUCCAGUGGCACUGUUCAUGCACAGGCACUAACACUGUGGGUGCUGCUGCCCUGAGCCACAGAGACCCAGCCCAGCAGUAAGGGGCGAUGGCCAUGGGAUGCUGGGGAGCCACCCAGACAGGCCAGGAGCAGCAUGACCAGUCCCAGGUGAGAGGUUAGGCCAACAGCCACAGCAACACUGUUGUACACCAGCCUCUCCCAGCCGGGGUGCUGUGGGGAGCAGGGUCAGCGCCCUGGAGGGGGAGGGGAGCUCUGGGUUUCUUUGCAGCAGGUAGCUCUCGGGUGCUCAGCAUACCCUGAGCUACUGCAUGAGGCACCAGUUCAAAAGUCGCUCGUUAGGCCUCUUGUUGGAACAUAUUAGCAGCAAAUAAAUACCAUUUAUCUUGGGGCGGUGAGUGAAAGCCCAUUCACCUGUCGCAGCCACACGAUUGAUGCUGUGUCAAUAGCAAAGGAGUGUUUACUGCCACUCCAGCCUGCGCACGGCCUCCGUCCACCCUGUGCACAGGUCACAAGCAGGCGUGCGCAGAGCAGCGUGUGUGAGCAUGUGCGCGCUCGCCAAUGCUAGGCCCCAGACCAGCUUGCCCAGCCCCUCUUGGGCUGCCUGCAGGGUGUGUAUGGGCUGCCCCCAGGGGGCUGGGCUGGCCUGCGCUCAGAGCUGGAGCCAGGCUUGCUCUGCGGUGCACUGGGGGGUGGGGGUGGGCUACACACCAUAUGUUCAGUUGAAGUACUGGCACAGUCCCUGCACCAGGGGAUGUGUGCACACUUGUGCAAGCAUGCAACAUUCCUG
Messenger RNA from Chrysemys picta bellii (western painted turtle), 3789 nucleotides. RefSeq names its product NK6 homeobox 3 (gene NKX6-3). Gene Ontology annotation, biological process: regulation of transcription by RNA polymerase II; cell differentiation. Lineage: Eukaryota; Metazoa; Chordata; Testudines; Emydidae. Gene Ontology annotation, cellular component: nucleus. The record is from RefSeq and is a predicted model, not a curated record. Gene Ontology annotation, molecular function: DNA-binding transcription factor activity, RNA polymerase II-specific; RNA polymerase II cis-regulatory region sequence-specific DNA binding.